AUGGCUCGAAUGAGGUUGAUCCCGCUCCUAGUCCUACUGUAUCUUCUCAUUUUGACUGCGACUGAAGAGAUGUCAUCCCAACACCAUGGUCUCCAGCUCCAACGUUUGGCACGCACUCGCUGUUCCCAAGGUCCUUACAAGAGGAAAAUCUCCUGCACCAGAAUGGAACUUACGGAAGUUCCCCAGGAUCUGUAUCCAGAAGUCGAAGAACUAGACCUUUCAUUGAAUGAGAUUCGAUCCAUUUUUAACUCCUCGUUCACUAGAUACCAACGGAUUAAGAAUCUAAAUAUUAGUUAUAGUAAGUUAAGUGAGAUAGCUACUGGCAGUUUUUAUGCCAUGCCAAUGCUGCAGUACCUGGAUCUGAGUAAAAAUUGGUCGUUGAGAUCUAUUACAUCUCAAAUGUUUAACUUCAGUAUAAACUUAUCCCAUCUUAUUCUUUCGUCAACAGGUUUAGAAUCUGUCCCCGGUGACAUAUUAAGAUUGCUCCCAAACCUACAGUUAUUAGACCUAAGUUUUACUGACAUGCUUUCACACAUUAACAUAUCUUCUUGUAGUUCAAAAACUCGCAUACUAAACAUCGUUUUUUUGUUGAGUAAAAUUAAAGCGUUGGUACCCAGCAGAUUCAGAAUAGAUUGCGAAAUAAAUUCGCUCAAUUACAAAGCGAUCAAAUACAAUUCGAUUGACCCUCCAACCAUAGCAACAAUACGAGCCAGAGUUCUCUCAUUUCCCAAUCGUAGACUGAGGCCAGAUCUUUGGGACCAAUUUUUUAGAGGCAUUGGAAUGUCUCAUAUCGAGGAGCUUCUUUUACAUGCCACGAAGAUAGCAAGGAUUGACCAGCACCAUUUCGCGUUGUUACGAAACAAACCGCUCCAGGUUCUCGACGUUUCCGGAAAUCACCUGCCCGAUCUUACCCAAAUGGGAUUUUUAGAUUUACCCCUAGUUUCUACCCUUAUAAUAGACAGAUGUCGUAUUAAAAAUAUUGGUCCUGUAAAUUUUGCCAGAAUGAAAGGCUUACGUAUUCUACAUGUUAAUCAUAAUAAUAUCAUAGAUAUCAACGAUAAUAUCCCAAAUCUCGAAACAUUUGUCUACAGUGAUUGUAAAAAACCGAAGUGGCCAGAUCAAAUCAAACAAAUUUUCAAUCAAACUAAGUCACUUAAACAUGUGAUAAUAAGAAAUGCCGGUUUGAACACAUUAUGGAUUACAUUUGUAAAGAAUAAUAUUUCACUGUUUGGAGGAUUGAGAACUGUUAUCAGCCUUGAUGUAAAGAAAAACCCAUUGAAAAGAUUGGAAUCAGGGAUAUUGACUGAUUUGUUGUUGCUACAAGAGUUAGAUCUGAGUGACUGUGAACUCAAAGGGAUCGAGGUGAAUGCAUUUGAAGGUCUUCAAAGUCUGCAGAUUUUACACCUAGAAGGUAAUCAGUUACUCGACCUUCCACAUGGGGUACUUUGGAAUAUGGCAUAUCUAAGGAACGUUUCCUUGGAGGGCAACAAAUUGAAGUAUCUUGAUAGAGAUCUCUUUUCUAAUUCAUCAAAACUUCGUAAUCUGACACUCGCUAGAAAUCAACUCACCGGAUUGAACCACAGUACUUUUGAGCCAAUAUUAAAUACCCUCUUCUCCAUUGAUAUUUCGGAAAACGAGAUUGCUUGUACUUGUAAUGUAAAAUGGCUUCCGUUAUGGUUAUCCGGGUCUAUCACACUUUUGAACGAAAUCGACACUAGAUGUUCCUCUGCCUCACUGGAAGAACUGCAAGAAAAGCCACUGAUGUCAUUUUAAAC
Strongylocentrotus purpuratus (purple sea urchin) is the source of this 1775-nucleotide messenger RNA. RefSeq names its product toll-like receptor 3. Gene Ontology annotation, molecular function: protein binding. The transcript has 2 exons. NCBI's taxonomy places the organism in Eukaryota, Metazoa, Echinodermata, Echinoidea, Camarodonta, Strongylocentrotidae. The record is from RefSeq and is a predicted model, not a curated record. Bases 1 to 1773 code for a protein of 590 amino acids.